UUGGAUGUAAUGAGGCAGCAAAUUCGACUAUGUUUGGCAGUCAUAUGUGCUGUCAAGGCUUUCUUUAUUCAUGUGGUCAAUAGAGACAUGGGAGAAAUUGUCAACAACUUUGAAGGCUUCUCCAGAGAGCUUACCAGCAACAGGCAACUCUGCUGGAUUGGACCAGAGAAGGGCACUGUUCACCUGGCUAUACCUGCUGUUCUGAAAGUGCUCUGGGCCAAACAAGAGGGAAAGGUGAUGCCCAUGGGACCUCAAAGUAAGAAUGUUCAUGACGAUAUUUACAGAUUGAGAUCUAUGCAAGAAAUGAUUGGCCAGAAUAAAAACUGUAUGCUGAAUGCAAAGCAAAAGAGGGAAAUAAAGGAAGCAAUACAUUGGGUCACUGAACCAGCUGGGUUUAAACCCUCAUGUAUUAAGAAGCCAACUUUUCCAAAUGAGGAUAUACAUAUCCAGAUGGGACAUGCAACUGUUUCAAAGCCUUGCCACAACAGAGUGAUAUUUAAAUAUCUUCUACAAGCCAGGGCCUUCAGUUGUCUCCAAAUUGACAGCUGCAGGCUGGGAAGUGUGAAUGAAAGCUUGUCUGUGCUGCUGAUGGCCAAAAAGUUCCAGAGAAAUGCUCUGCAAAAUGCAGCAUUUGGAUUUGGGGGCCUCUGUCAAUUAGUCCAGAACUUGAUCACAUUUAAUCAUAUCCAAGUACCUGAAAGGCUUGAAAACAGGUAUUCCUGUCCUGGAUAA
Molecule: messenger RNA, 732 nt
Organism: Melozone crissalis (California towhee)
Lineage: Eukaryota; Metazoa; Chordata; Aves; Passeriformes; Passerellidae
Gene: ENOSF1
Product: enolase superfamily member 1
Exons: 7
Coding region: 10-732 (240 amino acids)
Biological process (GO): carbohydrate catabolic process
Molecular function (GO): hydro-lyase activity; magnesium ion binding
Source: RefSeq, a predicted model, not a curated record